GGUACGGCGUGACACGUGCGUGGAGGACGUGUCGGUAGAAACAAGUGACCUGCAAACCGGGAAAACGAGCCCUCCGCUCUCUCUCCGUUUUGCCGAACCAUGUCUUGGCUGUUCGGGCUUAAUAAAGCACCUGCCGGUGCGCCUCCAGAUGCGCCGCCGCCCCCGCCGCCGCCGCCCCCGCCGCCCGGGGGCUCGCGGGGUAACGGAGGAGACAAGCCCAAGGACAAGUGGAGCAACUUCGACCCCACGGGGCUGGAGCGCGCGGCCCAGGCUGCCAAGGAGCUCGACAGAUCCCGCCAUGCAAAAGAAGCGCUUGAUUUGGCACGCGUGCAGGAGCAGACGACUCAGAUGGAGCACCAGAGCAAGAUAAAGGAGUAUGAAGCAGCAAUAGAGCAGCUAAAGGGUGAUCAGAUUCGCAUUCAGGCAGAAGAGAGGAGGAAGACGCUGAGUGAGGAAACCAAACAGCACCAAGCGAAAGCACAGUAUCAGGACAAGCUGGCCAGGCAGCGCUAUGAGGAUCAGCUCCGUCAGCAGCAAGCCCUUAACGAGGAGAACCUGCGGAGGCAGGAGGAGUCCGUGCAGAAGCAGGAGGCCAUGAGGAAGGCCACCAUCGAGCACGAGAUGGAACUGAGACAUAAGAACGAGAUGCUGCGCGUGGAGGCGGAGGCGAAGGCUCGAGGCCGGGUGGAGAGGGAGAACGCCGACAUCAUCAGGGAACAGAUCCGCCUUAAAGCAGCGGAGCACCGGCAGACUGUUCUAGAAAGUAUACGAACUGCUGGCGCUGUGUUUGGUGAAGGUUUCAGGGCUUUUAUUUCAGACUGGGACAAAGUGACUGCGACGGUGGCAGGGUUAACUCUGCUUGCAGUAGGGGUGUACACUGCACGGAACGCCACAGGAGUUGCAGGGCGCUACAUCGAGGCUCGGCUGGGCAAGCCGUCACUGGUGAGGGAGACAUCACGCUUCACGGUGACUGAAGCCAUCAAGCACCCCAUCAAGAUGACUAAGCGGUUGAUGAGCAAACCCCAGGAUGCGCUGGAGGGAGUGGUGCUCAGUCCAUCGCUGGAGGAGCGUGUCCGUGACAUUGCCAUAGCAACACGCAACACCCGUCAGAACCGGGGCCUCUACCGAAACAUCCUGAUGUAUGGCCCUCCAGGAACUGGGAAAACACUUUUUGCCAAGAAAUUAGCAAUGCAUUCUGGGAUGGACUAUGCCAUUAUGACGGGAGGAGACGUGGCCCCGAUGGGCCGAGAGGGCGUAACUGCGAUGCACAAGGUGUUCGACUGGGCUGGCACCAGCCGCCGUGGCCUCCUCCUCUUUGUGGAUGAAGCUGAUGCAUUCCUACGCAAGAGAGCCACUGAGAAGAUCAGUGAGGAUCUCAGAGCUACGCUCAACGCAUUCCUGUACCGCACUGGAGAGCAGAGUAACAAGUUUAUGUUGGUUUUGGCCAGCAAUCAACCAGAGCAGUUUGACUGGGCUAUUAAUGACCGCAUUGAUGAAAUAGUGAACUUUGCCCUUCCUGGUCCCGAGGAGAGACAGAGACUGGUCAGACUUUAUUUCGACAGAUAUGUACUGCAGCCGGCCACUGGGGGGAGACAGCGUUUGAAGCUGGCACAGUUUGACUACGGGAAGAAGUGCUCUGAGAUUGCCAAGCGUGCAGAGGGCAUGUCGGGCAGAGAGAUCUCCAAACUGGGUGUGGCCUGGCAGGCCGCUGCGUACUCCUCUGAGGAUGGUGUGUUGACAGAGGCGAUGAUUGACGCCCGCGUGGACGACGCCAUCCGACAGCACCAGCAGAAGAUGGACUGGUUGCACGGUGACGGUGGCCUAGAUGAGGCCAGUGUCGCUCCUCCAGGCCAGCAGGGGGUCCUGGCAAGCAAAGGUGCCAAGCUGGGCUUCAGUGUCCCGCAGAAUGACUCCCCUCAGGCACACGAGGUGCUUUCUCCCUUAGAAGAUGCCCCAGCUUCUUUAGACUCUACCAUUACACUAAUGGAGGAGGGCAGUACAGCUGAAAAGGGGACUGUUCCAUUUGUAGAGCAGGGAAUGGCAGGACCUCAGGGGGCAGUUAAACAGACUGAGCCGAAGGAAGUUUAACUAGGAAUCCAGUUCAAGGACCAUAUUAAAAUAACUGCAUAACAGGACAACUGGUUCAGGGUCAGAGCUGCUAUGCAUACAUAUGUAUAUGAAGAUGAAUGUGUUCAGGAGCAGACUGAUCCUAGAUCAGGAGCUGUCUGCUCCUAGAUGAAAAUUUUUAAUCUGAAAUUAUUUUCCCUGAUUGUUGUACCUCUCAUAAGAUGAGACAGUUGUCUGAGUAGUUCUGGAUAGCUCCAUACCGGCCCUGUGACCUACUAAUGUUAAAGCAGCCACAUGGGAGUGUGUAUAAUGAUGACAGGAUCAAUAGUGAGAUCUGUAUGGAUCUCAGUGGAAUUGCCAUUUUCUCCUCUAAACAAACUGUCUUUUCUGUGGCCGAAUCACAAAUGGCUCCCCUGUAGUACACUCUUGAGCCAAAGGGUGUUUUUUGCCCCAUAUCUAGUACGCAGUUGGUGUGUUUAGUCCUGUACAGUAUAUGUUCAGCCCUAACCAAUCCAAUCUAGAUCACAUCCAGGUGAGCAGGAACUAAACUCUGAAGCAUCGCAGCAGUGCCUGGCCCAAGAAAAAAAUAAAAAUAAAAAGCACGCUAAACUCUUACCUAGACACACCACUGCUAUUAAGCGUUUACCUUCUUACUACUGGUUACGGUACAGAGAUCAACUGUUUUUAAAAUAAAAAGGAGUCCUUUUCCAUA
Messenger RNA from Electrophorus electricus (electric eel), 2779 nucleotides. It is a transcript of the gene atad3, whose product is annotated as ATPase family AAA domain containing 3. NCBI's taxonomy places the organism in Eukaryota, Metazoa, Chordata, Actinopteri, Gymnotiformes, Gymnotidae. Gene Ontology annotation, molecular function: zinc ion binding; ATP binding; ATP hydrolysis activity. Gene Ontology annotation, cellular component: mitochondrion. Gene Ontology annotation, biological process: mitochondrion organization. The record is from RefSeq and is a predicted model, not a curated record.